Messenger RNA from Limanda limanda (common dab), 2945 nucleotides. It is a transcript of the gene orc1, whose product is annotated as origin recognition complex, subunit 1. The transcript is spliced from 18 exons. NCBI's taxonomy places the organism in Eukaryota, Metazoa, Chordata, Actinopteri, Pleuronectiformes, Pleuronectidae. The coding region runs from base 1 to 2874 and encodes 957 amino acids. Gene Ontology annotation, cellular component: nuclear origin of replication recognition complex. Gene Ontology annotation, molecular function: ATP hydrolysis activity; chromatin binding; ATP binding. Gene Ontology annotation, biological process: DNA replication initiation; mitotic DNA replication checkpoint signaling. The record is from RefSeq and is a predicted model, not a curated record.
AUGAAGUAUUUCACCAGACUCAGAGUCCGCAGAGUUUACAGCUGGCGCGGGAAACCGCUGCGAUUCAACCGGAAGCUGAAGACGUUCGAAUAUGGCUCGUUGUCCAUCAGUGUGGACGGCCUCCCGAGGACCACCGUCAUCAACGCCGGCCAGCACAUCCUCAUCGAGGGCGAGGACGAGGACAACCCGUACGUGGCCAAAGUCGUCCGGCUCUUCAGUGACGAGAGCGGGAAGCAGAAGAAGGCGGUGGUGCAGUGGUUUGCUCGCGUGUCCGAAGUGCCUCUGAGCAAACUGAAGCUGCUGGGCAGGGAGCCGCACCCUCAGGAGAUCUUCUACUACCAGGGUCGCAGCUGUGACGACGAGGUCAACGCCGAGUCCAUCCUCCGACCUGUGCAGGUGAAGCACCUGGACGGCCCGGCGCCGUUUCCCGACUCGCAGGACAAGGACACUCUGUACGUGAAGAUGUCCUGGGACUCCAAGACCUUCAAGCUGGUGGAGUCUGCUGUGGUGGAGUCUGCGUCUGAACCCACGCCGGCAUCCUCUCCCCCCCGCUGUCCCAAACCCUCCUUGCCCCCCUCGCCCCCCCGGUCCCCGCCCGCGGCAGCUCCAGCGUCUCGAGGCCCCCCCCGACGCGCCCUGCCCACACCGGACCCUUCCAUCAUGCACAGAGCCUCCUCGGGGGACGUGAGGUACCGAAGGGCGACCAUGAGCGCCGGCAAGGCCAGCGCCGCGGAGGCCGAGUCGCUGCACUCCACCUCCAAACUGUCCGCCUCCAAAUGUCUGAGCGCCAAGAGGAGGAGCUACUCCGCCUCGACGCCAGGAGUCCGCAAGAAGCUGCAGCUCAACAGUCCGGAGAAGAUGACGCGAGAAGACCUGGUUGACCAUCUGCUGGACGGGGAGCUGGAGUCUGUGAUGUUUGCGCAGAGGCUCUCGUCCUCUCCUCCUCAGGCCCACAGCCUCACGCCGCUCAGCAAGACCCCCAGAGCCCCCAGCACCCCCCACGCCCACCGACUCGUCCCCCGACUCACCCCCUUCAGGAAGACCCUCGGAGAGCCGGCCGGCGAGGACGCAGCCCACCCGAAGCCUUCUGACAGCCCACCACCGUCUAGGAGAGAAGACUCCACCAGUCCUCAGCAGCGUGAUGUGAUGGACGCAGAGUUUCUCUCCGGCUCGGUCAAAACACCACGAAGAAGAAAUGCCACUCCGAGGAGAGACGUGUCCACCAGGGGGCAGAAAGCUGCGACGCCAUCUCGAAGGAAGGAAGCGAAAACCCCGAGGGAACCUGCCCUCGCUGCUCUGGCCGAGGUGGACAACGAGAACUCUCCCGCGCUGCCGGCCGCCGUCACGCCGCGGAGCUCCAAGAGGAAGUCGGCCCAGCUGGUGUCGUCUCGCAUCAGGAAGCAGCUGAAUCUCAUGGACAACCAUCAGUUCUCGAACUCAGACGGCGAAGAGGAGGACGAGUUUGUUCCAUCGAAGAAGGAGCUGCAGAGCAGCAGUGAGGAAGAGGAAGAGGAGGAGGAAGAGGAGGAGGAGGAGGAGGAGGAAGGCCUGGAUAGUGAUGAGGAAACUGUAGCGAAGAGGAGCCGACGCAGUGCAGCCGCUUCUCACACUCCUCGUUCAAAGAGGAAAACUCGUGUCUCUACCAGGACGCCGCGUAAGACUCCCAACAAGAAGAUCACACCCGGCACGCCACGCACCCCCCGUCACGCCACCCCCAGCAUCCCCAGCAGGUCACUGCCCGCCCGACGUCCUGGUAAUGUCCUGGAGGAGGCCCGAGCCAGGCUGCACGUGUCCUCGGUGCCGGAGUCUCUUCCCUGCCGGGAGCAGGAGUUUCAGGACAUCUACAGCUUCGUGGAGAGCAAGAUCUCCGACGGGACCGGAGGGUGCAUGUAUAUCUCCGGCGUGCCGGGCACAGGGAAGACGGCCACGGUGCACGAGGUGAUGCGCUGUCUGCAGCACGCCGCCGAGGUGGACGAGAUCCCUCCGUUCCACUUCAUCGAGAUCAACGGGAUGAAGAUGACCGAUCCUCAUCAGGCCUACGUCCAGAUCCUGCAGAAACUGACGGGUCAGAAGGCGACGGCCGACCACGCUGCCGCCCUGCUGGAGAGGAGGUUCAGCAACCCGGCGCCCAGGAAGGAAACCACAGUGCUGCUGGUGGACGAGUUGGACCUGUUGUGGACGCGGAAGCAGAACGUGAUGUACAACCUGUUCGACUGGCCCACGCGGCGCCACGCCCGCCUGGUGGUGCUGACCAUCGCCAACACCAUGGACCUGCCGGAGAGGAUCAUGAUCAACAGGGUGGCCAGCAGACUGGGACUGACGCGGAUGUCCUUCCAGCCGUACAGCUUCAAGCAGCUGCAGCAGAUCAUCAUGUCCAGGCUGAACAAGGUGAAGGCCUUCGAGGAGGACGCUCUGCAGCUCGUGUCCAGGAAGGUGGCCGCGCUGUCGGGCGACGCACGCCGCUGCCUGGACAUCUGCCGCCGGGCCACGGAGAUCUGCGAGCUCUCGGCUGCCACGGGCCUGGUGGGAAUGAGCCAUGUGAUGGAGGCGCUAAAUGAGAUGUUCUCCUCCGCCUACAUCACCGCCAUCAAGUGUGCGUCCGUGCAGGAGCAGCUCUUCCUCCGGGCCGUCAUCACCGAGUUCCGUCGCCUCGGACUGGAGGAGGCCACGUUCCAACAGGUGUUUGUGCAGCACCAGGCUCUGUGCCGGGUGGAGGGUCUGCAGCCCGUGGGCGUGUCCGAGGGUCUGGCCGUGUGCCAGCGCCUGGGGGCCUGCAGGCUGCUGCUGCUGGAGCCCAGCCGCCUGGGGGUCCUGCAGAGGGUCCGCCUCAACGUCAGCCAGGACGACGUGCUCUACGCCCUGAAGGCCGACUGAAGGACGCCCCCGGUCAGGAGACGUGUGGGAAGGAUCUCACUGAUAUGAAUAAUGAUAAAGGUGAGGGUGGC